AUGGUUGAUGGGUGGAUUGGCGGCGAGGUGCUGGCGCAGGCGCUGAGGGACUGUAAAGGGGUGAGGGACCGCAAGUCGUUCAUGGAGUCUCUCUUCAACCAACGCCGGUAUUUAAUCGACGACCUUGUGAUUGGCGACUUCGGGGGCGAGUGUAAAGGCGAGGCUGAAGCACGGGGUGCUGUCUGCCACUGCAACCAGGGCGGUGCCGCGGUGUACAUGAAGCGGUUCGUGGAGGGCUUUCGUGCGGAGGUGGUUGAUAAGGGCCUCACGACGUUCAGCUUGUCAAGUUGUCACGGUUCAGAGAUUGAAGCGCCGCCGGUGUUCAGUGGGGCGGCCUUUCUAAUGAAUGACAGCGCUGUUGCAAAAGCUGCCUCUGCAGAGUUGCUCCUUGGGGGUGCUCUGGCAUAUUCACCCCAGAUGGCCUCGUGGGAUGAAAGUCAGAUCCACGUGGCCCCUCUUCCCUCCACUCUUGCUGAUGCCCGUGACGCCCUGCAGUCGGAGCUGCAGUCACGGCGGGUUCAUGGGGUUGCGGGGGUUGUGACGGAGGCGAUGCUGGGCGUGGAGAGUGUGGCCUUCAUCGACCCGCUGCAGCUCGAGCCGCGGCUGAACAGGUUCCGUCGGCACGUGAUCCACCUGUCGCCGACGCUGGAGCAGCAGUUCUUCGUGCUUGCGGAGUACCUCCGGGACACGGGUGUCCGCG
Molecule: messenger RNA, 700 nt
Organism: Trypanosoma conorhini
Lineage: Eukaryota; Euglenozoa; Kinetoplastea; Trypanosomatida; Trypanosomatidae
Product: receptor-type adenylate cyclase
Exons: 1
Source: RefSeq, a predicted model, not a curated record